AUGCGAGCAACAGCUAUCCAGACACUCGCCGCCGCUUACCGAGAAGGCGUAGUGGCCCCCUGCGCAGCAAACGAGCUGGCGGACCACAUCUGGCCCUUUGCCGACAAGGUCGCCUUCCACCAGGGGGAUAUCACCAAACUCGAGGUCGACGCCAUCGUCAACGCGGCCAACAACAGCUUGCUCGGUGGUGGGGGCGUCGACGGUGCGAUCCACCGCGCCGCCGGUCCCAAGCUGCUCGAAGAGUGCCGCGGCCUCAACGGCUGCGAGACCGGACAGGCCAAGACGACCAAGGGCUACGACCUCCCUGCCAAACACGUCAUCCAUACCGUAGGCCCUGUCUACUCGGCAUCGAAGAGCGACGAAUCCGCUCGCCUCCUCCGCUCCGCCUACCGAACCAGUCUCGACCAGGCGGUGCGACACGGCGUCAAGUCCAUCGCUUUUCCAUCAAUCUCGACGGGCGUCUACGGAUAUCCAUUCGAGUCGGCCUGCAUCGAGGCUCUGUCCGAAGUCGGGCACUUUCUCGACCAAAAGGGACAGGGCGACAAGAUCGACAAGGUCAUCUUCUGCUGCUUCUCCCAACCCGACUUGACACGGUACCGCCAAGCCGCCACCCGCGUCUUUCCGCCCGAGGACAUGCACAGCCAGUUUGCAGAGGACGAGUAG
Pseudozyma flocculosa PF-1 is the source of this 663-nucleotide messenger RNA. RefSeq lists its product as uncharacterized. The transcript is spliced from 9 exons. The record is from RefSeq and is a predicted model, not a curated record. NCBI's taxonomy places the organism in Eukaryota, Fungi, Basidiomycota, Ustilaginomycetes, Ustilaginales, Ustilaginaceae. The coding region runs from base 1 to 663 and encodes 220 amino acids.